This is a messenger RNA of Venustampulla echinocandica, 1107 nucleotides long. RefSeq lists its product as uncharacterized. Gene Ontology annotation, biological process: lipid metabolic process. NCBI's taxonomy places the organism in Eukaryota, Fungi, Ascomycota, Leotiomycetes, Helotiales, Pleuroascaceae. The record is from RefSeq and is a predicted model, not a curated record. The transcript has a single exon. The coding region runs from base 1 to 1107 and encodes 368 amino acids. Gene Ontology annotation, molecular function: phosphoric diester hydrolase activity.
AUGCUGUCUUCACUUCUGGCUGUAUCAGCUGCCUUCCUCUCGCUCACCGGUCUCGCACAAGGAAUCCCCCAGGCUGGCGUUUCUUCAACCGGAGCAGCAUGCAACAAUUCUCCCCUCCUCUGCGAUCGAAACUACAACAACAUAACACAUAUGGGGGCUCAUGACUCUGCCUUCCUCCGCAAUAAGGAAACCUCAUUUUCCACCGCCGGCAACCAAUUUUACGAUGUAACGGCGGCCCUCUCCGCCGGUAUCCGUCUCCUACAAGCUCAAGUACACAAUUUGUCUGGCGCCCUGAAGCUCUGCCAUACCUCUUGCAGCCUCCUCGAUGGCGGAUCUCUGGAAUCAUUUCUCUCCGAUAUCAAGAUAUGGAUGGAUUCAAACCCUAACGAAGUAGUAACCCUCCUCCUUGUGAACUCCGACAACAUGCCCGCAGCCACGAUCGGGGAUUCUUUUACCACGUCCGGUAUCUCCAAAUAUGGUUUCGCCCCCGCCUCAACCAGUGGUCCUAUGGCCACCUGGCCAACGCUUCAAACUCUCAUUUCUGCCAACACCCGCCUUGUAUCGUUCAUUACGAACAUCGAGCAUGAUAGCACAAAGCCUUACCUUCUCCCCGAGUUCGACUACGUCUUUGAAACAGCCUUCGGUGUAUCUUCUGUCGGGGGAUUCAACUGCACGGUCGACCGUCCAUCCUCCCUGGGAUCUGGUUCUACGGCUGUCUCAAAGGGAUACUUGGGCCUAUUAAACCAUUUUCUCGAUAUAGAGCAAUCAUUUGGGAUUACGGUCCCUGAUGUGGCAAAUAUUGCGACCACAAACUCCGCAUCAACAAAUACAACGGGUACUGCGGGGACGCACGGCGCCCAAUGCCAAAGUGAGUGGGGUGUCAGACCGACAUUUAUCCUAGUGGACUUCUUCAAUGUAGGUCCAGCUAUUCAGACUGCGGACCAGCUGAACGGGAUCUCGCCGGUAGGAAGAACAAGUCUCAGUACUGCUGUUUUGACUGCUGAGAGUUCAGGAGCUGCGUCAACAAGCGGAAGUGGGAUAAGCUGGUUUGGGCUUGCGGGGUUUGGGAUGGGUGUUAUUGCUCUGGGAAACUUCGUGUUUCUCUGA